AUGGGGAAUUGCUUGAUGACCAAAAAAAUUCUAGCACAAGAUGAAGAAGAUGAGGCCCAAAGGUGUGCAGAAGUGAUGGAAGGGACGAAAUCGGCAACGUCAUCGACGUUAGGAGCAGUACGGCCAAUCGGUGGUGGUAAGGCAAAGACGGUAAGGUUCAGAACACUGGAAGGAGACGCGGACGACAGAGAAAGAUGCGGUAAAACAAAAGGUGGGGUUGUGAGGAUCAGACUUGUGGUGACCCAAAACGAAUUGUGUCAUAUUUUGAACACCGAGUCGAAGUAUACUUCUGUGGAGCAAUUGUUGGGUGCAAUGAAGCUGAGUAGUAGUAGAAGAGUCUCUCAUCAAGGUAGAACAAGUGAUGAAGGGAUGAGCAGCACUUGGAAGCCAGCUCUAGAAAGCAUCCCAGAGGACCGUUAAUGGCUAGC
Ilex paraguariensis (yerba mate) is the source of this 428-nucleotide messenger RNA. The record is from the annotation of a GenBank genome assembly. NCBI's taxonomy places the organism in Eukaryota, Viridiplantae, Streptophyta, Magnoliopsida, Aquifoliales, Aquifoliaceae.